Molecule: messenger RNA, 6286 nt
Organism: Macrobrachium nipponense
Lineage: Eukaryota; Metazoa; Arthropoda; Malacostraca; Decapoda; Palaemonidae
Product: integrin alpha-PS3-like
Exons: 24
Coding region: 1089-4394 (1101 amino acids)
Biological process (GO): integrin-mediated signaling pathway; cell adhesion mediated by integrin; cell-matrix adhesion
Cellular component (GO): external side of plasma membrane; integrin complex
Molecular function (GO): integrin binding
Source: RefSeq, a predicted model, not a curated record
GAGAGAGGGAGAGUGAGAGGUAGACCAAACGCCGCUGUGAGCCCCUUGCUGCCUUGCAUCGCUCAGUUCCUCAUAGACUGUGGCUCCGAGUUGAAGUUUAGGUGGCACCACGUCGCGAUCCGCCCUGCUGAGUGCCGGUAGCGCCCACAGGAGCCGUUAUAUAGGAUCUUCGACUCAGAGGAUUAAAUCCUUAAUCCUUCUCAGAGAAUGAAAAGAAAAAGAGACUCUAUGUACUUUGAUCGAUAACGCAUAACCUUGAAAGCACAGAAAAACGAAACCAUUGCUGAAAGUUGUUAGUCACCUGUCUUGUCUGUCCGUCAUCAUCAUCCCUUCUCCCCCCUCUACAGCAGAACACAUCCAAGACAAGCGCUGUGAUGAACUACCUCUUCUACAAGUCUUUGCAACGCGUGCAUUCCAUCCGGCAAGGUGCAACUAGAUCUUAAAUGGGAGUGCAAUUACCGAGACACACCUCUGUCUAAUUGAGACAUCCUUUCGUCAUUGAUAACGCUUGGACGACUCAUAUGCUAUUCGCUGAAGUGCUGUGCCCAACCUACAAUUUAUGUAAAAAGUGGAAAAAAAAGCUGAACAGUGAAUAUCAUUUCUUAUAAUCAUUCGGCAACUGCGUCAAUAUAAUCUUUUCCCUUCACUUAUUCAUAUAUAACUAGAGGACUGAAAUAAGUAAAAAAAAAAAAAAAAUUAUAGACCGCGCAUUUAUCUUCAUAUCUGUGAUACACCUCAAGGCUUCUUAUUCGUCAAAUGGCCAGUGAAUACUUAAUUGGCUGAUUGAGCUGAACUCUUCAAAAAAAGUUCUUGAAAGUGAACGAAUCGGCGACGUUCAUCAGUAAGCCGUGACGUCACAGGCAUCCCGCCCUAACCUCUGGAAAGCGUUGAGCUGAUCAGCGCUAUACCUCGCGACGAAAGCAGCUUUCCAAUAAGCUUCUAAAAGCUCCGCUUAAGCUUCAGAUUUCAUCGGCACCAGCUGCAUUUGUGAAUCGGCCGUUAUCUCCCGACACAAGCGAUAAGAAACUGGAAGUCGCCUGGAACCAAAAGGAUAGACCAUCUUAGAGCCUGAGCAAGGUUUGGCGGCCAUGUUGGCGAACACACCAAGAGGCCUCCUGUCGAACGGUUGUGGCACGAAAGCCCCAUGGAGGAGGCUGAUUCUAACUGUGAUAGUGGGCGUGGGCAUGGGCGUGGUGGGCCCGGCUUCUAGCUUCAACCUGGAGCCCAGGACGGCUCAGAUAUUCUCCGACCCGACGCUCGGCGAGUCCUACUGGGGCCGAGAGUCCUAUUUCGGAUUCUCCGUCGCUCUGCAGCGGAAUGGUUUAGAUAACUCUGCCUGGCUGGUUGUAGGAGCACCCAGGGCCAACUCGAGCAUCUACAUCCCAACCAGGAUAACAGAGCCUGGUGCCAUCUACAAGUGUGACCUCAGCAACGACAGAGCACCUUGUGUAGAGCUCAAGAUUGACCAGACGGGCAACACGUACACCGAGAACCAAAACUACGAGUUUAUCUAUCAUGAUCUGAAGAAUGAAGGAUGGCUGGGAGCUGCCCUCGACACUCAGCCCACAUUUGAAGAAGGGCGUCAAGCCACAGGAGUAUGUGCACCACGUUGGAUCAACCAAGCCUACUUUGGUCACGGAACGUACCAGAUAAACGGAGCUUGUUACUGGCUGAACGCGUCUCUUUCAGACGCUCCAGCGCACAAAAAGUUGCCUCUAAUUCAGUAUUCUAAGCAGACAUUCAAUCUCGAUGGACGUCCGCUCUUCUACUAUGCCCAUGGUCAAGCUGGCCUUUCCCUCCACUUCCCAGACGACCAAACAGAAAUGAUCAUUGGAGCUCCCGGUGUUUUCAACUGGCAGGGUUCAGUCAUUCGAUUGAAAGAUGCUGCCUCUCCGGUCCAUGGUGAAAUGGCCUUCCGUCGACGUCGGCAGGUGCCACAUUCCAUACCUUCAGAGGUUCAGAUGUUCUCCAGUCAGAGCAUGCCCAAUCCGUAUUACACUCCGUCUAUCCAGGACUUCGAUCUCAAUGGUUAUGCAGUCACCUCUGGGAGAUUCUUCAAUGCCAAUGAAUUGUUAUAUGCCAGUGGAGCUCCCCGUGGAGCUUAUACUUUUGGAAAGGUUUUUAUUUUUUCAUUUCCGGAGAGAGAGACUCAGUCUUUCAACAUCCGUGCAGAAUGGCAGGGAACUCAGGUUGGAGAGAACUUCGGUGCUGCUCUAGUUGCUAUGGACGUGAAUGGAGAUGGCCUCAGUGAUUUAGUCGUGGGCUCCCCUAUGUUCUCAAGGCCAGACAUUCCAGAUAUGGGAAGAAUACAGGUCUUCAUGAGCACGAAGCUGGGCACCAUGGUACAGACAAGCGGUUACUACGGUUCCAGUUCGCCUUCAGCAAGAUUUGGCACCACCCUCGCUUCUCCUGGGGACAUGAAUUUUGAUGGUUAUGAAGAUGUGGCUGUUGGAGCCCCAUGGGAGAAUAACGGAAAAGGAGCUGUUUACAUUUACAUGGGAUCGGAAAUAGGCUUACGGCAGGUGUACGCCCAGCGUCUCUCUCCAGAGGACUUUCCCACUGUGCCUAAUUUAAGUGGUUUUGGUAUGGGCAUUUCCAGGGGCAUAGAUAUCGACAACAAUGACUACCCAGAUUUAGCAAUCGGGAGCUUCCUGUCCGGGCAUUCACUCGUCUUGAAGUCUCGCACUGUGGCUUCGGUCAGAGGCAAUGUGAUAGCCAGUCCUCAAACACUUUUGCUAGAAGACACUUACCUCACCCUAGAGACAUGUGUCAGUUAUGAUGGACAUCGAGUUCCCGAGAAGAUAGGUAUCAAUGGAAAUGUAACAUUAGAUUAUGGACAUGUAUCUCCAAGAGCUUCAUUCUCAGACACUGGUCUUGCAUUUAGAAAAUUUGAUGUCGUGGGCACCUCAGGAAAGACAAAGUGUCUUCCUUUUACUGUUGAUGUCUCGAGCAACAAAAUUGACCCUCGACGGCCUAUACUGGUGAGACUUGAGUAUGCGAUUGUUGAAACAGCUGACCAGUUAAUGACCCAGCCAAAGACUGAUCCUGGCCAGCCAAAGAUUACAACACUCCCCAUCAGUAUUGUGACUGAGUGUGAGAGCGAUGGAGAUAAAACAUGUGAGGUUGAUAUGUUUGUCGAAGCCUACUUUGUGAGCUACGGGGAGCACGAUAAGCUCACGAUAGGUGGUGACAACAAGCCAGUGUUGGAAAUCGUAGUCAACAACUUAGGGGAGUCAGUUUUCCUCCCAAAUGUGACCAUUGAAGUCCCAGAACCAUUCGCCUUGUACCAGCCUUCUUCACAUAACUGUGAUUUUACCAUUAAGGAUAGCAGGACUGCAUUAGUUUGUCAGUUAACAAACCCUAUUAAGAGAAACAGACAGGAUUGGUUACGGGUUACCAUUGAUGCUAGUCAGGUGACUGAUGCUGCAAGUGAACUGAAGGUUGAUGUGGCAGUAUCAGGGGAGGGAGUAGAAUUGCAACCAUCCGACAAUUCUGUUUUUCCCGGGCUACAGUUGCUAGCCAAUGCUCAGCUCAAGUUGCAUGGGUACUCGAGGGAAGAACAGUUACAUUACAAAAGAAUUGAAGAAGAUAAAAUCAACACAACUCUAUCUUCAUCAACAUUUACCCACCACUAUACGUUGGUGAAAUCUGGACCAACCCCAUUGGGUCAGGUGGAAUUAGUGAUUGACAUACCAGUCAACUUUACAGAAGAAGGGAGAUUCAUCACCUUAUAUGCACCAGAGACAAACUUCCUCGGUCAGCCUUUCCUGUGCAACGUUCAAGGCACAACGCUGGCAGCCUCAGGAGCUGAAACUGGGAAUAAUGGCAAUAUAAUUCCAACAUUUGGCACCGGUGAUAUGUCUAUACCCUUAGAAACAAAAGUUCGCACAACUAUAUUGCGAACUAGAUCCGUCUCCGAAGACGUAAGUGGCGACGAGGCCAAGUUACACGAAGUACAAACAUUCAGGUGCCCCAAUGAACAGAUUUCCUGUGCCAGACUGAGGUGCAUAAUCAACUCGUGGCCAUCAGGAAGUCACAAUGCAGACCUCUCGAUAAAGAUGGACGUGAAUUUCACCAUUUUAGCAAGCCAUAUCUCGGCUAGAGGAGGUGCGAUUGUUGGCAGCUCAGCUACAGCAGCAGUUCUUUCUCUUAAUCCAGAUUUAACCUUUGUUGGGAACAAAGUGACGUCCACCAUUGCGGACACACACUUCCUGCCUGACAGCUUACCUGGUCGAGGAGUGGCCUGGUGGAUCAUUCUGUUGGCUGUUCUGGGAGGCUUACUGCUACUGUGUCUCUUAGCCUAUGCUCUAUAUAAGAUGGGAUUCUUCAAGCGGAAGGAACACGAAGAAAUGAAAGCUCAGAAAGCACACGUAGAGUGCAAUGCUAACUACUGAAACUCUGCAACCAACAGAAAAUCUUGAGAUUCAGUGAAUUCGUACCAAAGUGGUCUUGACAGAAUGUCGAAGACUCAGUUCAAGAAUUGUUACCUCACAUAAAAAAUCUGGUGAAUGUCCCAACCUUGUAGAUCCAGAAGAUUGCUAACUUAAUCAUUCAGUCCAAAACAAAAAAUAAUUCUGUUUUUACUGUAAAUAUAAUAUGCUAUAAUUGUUGUUUUAAUGGAUAUGGUUCUAAAUCGAGCAGACAUUAAGGCAUCAGUGUUCAAAGGUUUGGGGAAGUGAUGUUCUUAUCAGUGACAGAGGUGACAAAGUACAGAGUUUGUAUCUGUACCAUUCUUACAGAACUGUAUGUUAUAGAGGAACAUUUCGAAAACAAGUAGAGCUCUCAUGUGUUUUUGUAAGUUGCUUACAUGAUAUAGAGACUUAUCGAACGAAUAUGGUUUGAACGCGCAGCUUAUAACUUAUCUGUUUCACUUUUUUUAAACAAUGUUAUUCUGUUGCUAACAUAAAAAAUACUGAAGUAAUAAAGCAUACUUUUGAGCUUCUAUUUGUAAAAUUUAAAUGAACUUAAACUGUUAAAAGUUUACAGCUAUGGUAAUACUGUAGAAUAGGCUAUGAUGUUUAUGAAAUCUUUUCAAACAACGAAGUUUGAUGUCUGUACGAGAGAUAACCUCUCGUCUCUGUGAUUACAUGAUCUCUAACACUAUUAUCUUUCAUAAGUCCUCGAUCCUUAUGAACCUCUGCUAAGGGAAAAGUGUGUUUACAUUUUUGUAGUUUCUGGAAAUUGUACAUUGAUAAAGCUGUAUGUCUCCCUUUUUUAUGAAUGCACUGAAGAUUCUGAAGCAUGUUUGCUCUUAUUUUCAAAACCAGUAUUAUGUCUUCACUUUUGUAAUAACCAAAGAUUCCGACCACAGUUCAUGUGUUUCAGCACUUGAUGUCAGCACACUAAUGCUCUAGGGAGCAUCAUACCUCAACUUCAUUUAACGACAUCCUUCGGCGAGUAUUUCACCUACUAUGGUGGUCCUUUUUUUCCCCUAAGCUUUGUAUCAGCUGUCAUUGUAAAUGAUAAUCUUGUAAAAAGAAUGGUAGGCAUCUUUUGUUUAGGUUUAUGUCAUGGCUGUGUUACAAUUGCAAUCUCAGCAUUUCUUGGUCAGCACCUAAUUGUCAAAGAGAUCACUAGAGCAGCCCCUCAUUUUUGUAAGAGUAUUCAAACAGAACCUAAUAGCUGAGGAAGUGAAAACCAAAGCAGUUUCAAAAAUAGGUGCUAAACCAUACGUAAUUAAUGAAUCCUUAGACCCAAAAGGAGAUAAGGAAUGGAAAAAAAAAGAUAAAGCCACACUUUAGUUGUUCACGUUGUUGUAGCACCGAUGUUCCUCAGGAGAUAAGUGAUAUGAAAGUCUUAGUUCUAGGGUUCUGUGGAACUAACUAUGCAAGUUUGGGAGAGGCAUACGACUCUGGCUGCUUCCAGGUGCCAAUGGGGAGUUCCUCCCAUUAUUGUUGUCUAUCUUCAUCUGUUAUGUCCAAUUUUUUUAUUUUCUGCGUUGAUAGUAGGGCUGAACUGCAUUUAGCAAGUAUCAAAAAUCAAUACAGAUCAUUAUAAACUAUAACAAAAAUAGAAUGACGUGAACAACUGAAGUGAAGCUUUACAGAAACAUUAUGCUGUAGACAUGACUCUACACUGCUUGUAAAUGUAAGGUAUUUUGCAUGUGUUGCUUUUAUGCGGCUGCAUAAUGACGUGUUGCUGGUGUGUGUUUCAGGUUUUUUAAGUUGUGCAUUACGAGAUAUACAGUCACGUGCGGAUAGAUUAGUUUGAGCUCACAGUUACAAGUAAGGAGAGAACUUCUUGACAGUUAUAUACCGUUAUUGAAACGAAAAUUUAUACAUUAUUA